This is a messenger RNA of Pistacia vera, 1071 nucleotides long. RefSeq lists its product as uncharacterized. The record is from RefSeq and is a predicted model, not a curated record. Bases 258 to 845 code for a protein of 195 amino acids. Gene Ontology annotation, molecular function: zinc ion binding; nucleic acid binding. The transcript has 4 exons. NCBI's taxonomy places the organism in Eukaryota, Viridiplantae, Streptophyta, Magnoliopsida, Sapindales, Anacardiaceae.
UGGAAAAGUUUAUAAUAGCUUAGUGGAUGACAUGGUCAGCCAUAACCUUGCCAUGAGAUCCGUUCUUGAAAAUGCAGAACUCCUAGUUUUCACUCUAAUGUUCUGCCGUUCCAGUUUUGGAGGUUUGAGUCGAGUAGUUUUAUUGUGGGGAGUGUUUAGGGGAAAGCAAGCGUCACGUGUACAGGCAACAGAAUUCGCGCAUGCAAUAACGUGGUACCCACAGAGCCCUGUUAGUCCUUUGAGCCACAGUGAGAAGAAUGGCAUCAAUAGAGUGGAAAGAAGCUGCAGAGCAUAGACUGUAUUGGCUCUUGGCUAAAGCAGAGGUUCGUCAAGGUGAAAUUAGUCCAUGUGGUCAACUUGAGCUGUUGUUUUCGAAUUCCCUGCAGGGUAGGCAAGCCAGGACAGAGGUCAUUGAAGCUAAGAUUGAUCAUCAAACCCAGAUGGACAUGAUUAUGAAUGCAUUACCUGAUUCCUUUGCUCAAUUCAAAAUCAAUUAUGAAUUGAAUAAGAAGGAAUAUAACUCGACUGGGUUGAUGAAUGACCUCCAAGUAGCUAAGAAAAUUCUUCUUAAGGAAAAGCAUGAUGAAUCUAACAUAGUUGAGGCUGCUUUUUUGGGUUAUGCUCCCAAGUCCUUUAAGAAAGUCAAACGGAAAAGGCAGAAGGGUAAGAAGGAAAAUCUUGCCCCUUGGAAGAAGAACACCAAGAAAGAAGCCAAACCGAAAGGUAAAUGCUUUCAUUGUGGAGUGUUGGGCCAUUGGAAGAGGAAUUGCCAAGUUUACCUAGCUCAAAAGAAGUCUGAUAAAGGGGUUCCAAGAGACCAGAAAUUAGAACGAAGGGAAGCUUAACUUGCGAUAGGGUACCAAGCCCAUGGUGUCAACACAUGCAGUGGGAGAUGUGUAUUUUUAUUUUGAAUGUUUUAGGGUUUUAGUUUGAAAGAGUGUUUUUUUUUUUUUUUUUUUUGUAGAAGAAUUAUUUUGUAGAAUCUGUAUCUAUAUGAUUUUAUGCAGGAAUGGACCCAUAUAGUGUAUCAACCCCACCCCACUAAAAAGUCUUUUAUUAAAUCAAACUAAU